AUGCUGUGGACUGCUCAUCCCGAGAAUGAAGUUGGUGCAGCAGCAGGUUUCUGGGAAGAAGAAGUUCUUGGCACUUGGGAGCGAGUGAAACCUGUGUCCAGACAGUGGUGGGAAGACCAGUGGAUAACCCACUUCAGAAUGGAUCAGGACACGUUCUGUUUCUUGGUGAGGAAAUAUGGUCAUUUGUUCGCACGGCUCUCCAACCAUAUGCGUCGCAAAAUCCCUCCUGCCAAACGCCUAGCGAUUGCCCUCUAUUUCAUUGCCCAUGCUGAAGCGUACUCCGAGAUCUCUGGCCGAUUUCGUGUUGGAACAAGCACCGUCGCCAACAUUGUGCACCAAGUAGUUACUGGCCUGGUUGGCGCUGUUGCAGAGGAAAAUAUUUUGUUCCCUGUGGGACGCCAGCUGAACCGGACCAUGAGGACGUUUCAGAAGCUACCCAACCUUCUGAUGUGCUGCGGUGCAGUCGACGGUACAUUCAUGGGUAUAGUGAAACCAGAAGAAAACGGAGACGCAUACUGGACAUACAAGGGAUACACCGCCAUUUUGCUACUUGCUUGCGUAGACUCGCAAGGGCUCCUCACGUUCAUUGAUAUCGGUGUUGCUGGUUGCAUAGGUGACGCAGCGGUCUACAACAAUAGCCAACUGAAAGCAAAGAUCGACGGUGGUGAGUGGCUCAACGCAGCUUCAGCAACUAGGAAUGGUGUCUCCAUCCACCCAUUCCUCAUUGGAGAUAGUGCAUUUUCCCUGAAGCCAUCCAUGAUGAAGAUCUACAAGGAUGAUGGCAACCUAUCACCAGAGCAGCUGAGUUUCAACUAUUGCCAGAUCUGUGCAAGGCGGGUAGUGGAGUGUGCAUUCGAAAGGCUGAAGAAGAGAUUUGCUGUUGUGUCGCAAUCCUUCUUGAAGGAUCCUCACUUUGCAAGCCAAGUAGGGCUCCUGUGCUGUAGCCCCCACAAUAUCAUCUCGCAUCGCAAGACCGGCUUCCUUCCGUGCUACGCCAACUAUGCAGCCACACCGGCCAUUGUUAUGCUUUGCUUUUCCCUAGGUCAUCACGAGUGUUGUUUGAACUGA
Sycon ciliatum is the source of this 1068-nucleotide messenger RNA. RefSeq lists its product as uncharacterized. The transcript has a single exon. The record is from RefSeq and is a predicted model, not a curated record. The coding region runs from base 1 to 1068 and encodes 355 amino acids. Lineage: Eukaryota; Metazoa; Porifera; Calcarea; Leucosolenida; Sycettidae.